GUCCCCAAUAGGACCAUGUCUACAUUUGCUGGUUCAGCAAUUGCACAGGGACCAAGUGAUGGCCGAAUUGAUAAGUGGACAGAGUGGAAUCCGGCAAGAGAGGAACCACUUUGGCUUCUUCUCUCGGGAGCUAUGGAUCCGCCACGAGACAUAGGAAUUUCUAAGAGAAGAAGUCGGGAUGCACAAGGGGGUAGGAAUGGAACAUUUCUUGCUGGUGUGACUCCUGAUUUAGGCAACAUGGAAAAAGUGGUUGGAACAAAGUUGUUCAACACUGUUAAAGAUUUAUAUUUAACCAAAGGCGCAGCUCUCAGACAUAUUGGCAGGUUUUUUGAAAAAUGCAAGCUUGAAAAGGCCCAUCCUAUGCUGUACUAUUCUGGGCACGGCGAGAUUGGUACUGGAAACUGGUGCUUUGAUGAUGGGACAAUCAGUAUCCAAGAAAUUUUUGACAUGGUACCAAAAGGUUGUUAUUACCCAAUGAUCUUUAGUGAUGCCUGUUACAGUGGCCACUGGGCAAAUGUCUGUCUGAAAAAGGGUGUUGCUGGUUUCCACUGCCUAGCAGCAUGUCCGGAGUAUUCAACGGCUAUUGACACCGUCGGUAUGUAUGUUAUAGUUUCGCAUACAAUUAGCCUGUUUCAAGAGAGAAUAGCUCAUUCUCUCUAGCCUGUUUGUGUCCCCAAUUAGCAAGACCAUGCUAAAGUUACACAACACUUGAAUAAAAUUUAUUAUUAUUAUGCUAUUAUUAUUAUUAUUAUUAUUAUUAGUAGUAGUAGUAGUAGUAGUAGUAAUGGUAACAGGACUGAGUGGAGUCCAAUUCGGUCUGUAAUCAUACGAGUGAUUAACAAAAUCGGACGACCGCAUAGCGGGAGUCCGAUUUGUUUAAUCACGAGUAUGAUUACAGACCGAAUUGGACGACACGAAGUUCUGUUACCAAUUAAUCAUAGCUUUAACAAAAUUUGUGAUAUAUAGGGCUCUUUUUAAAUCAAAACACUAGAAAUUCCAAGAUUUUUUCGCUAGCAAGGAAAAAAAAGCCAUUUAAGCGCGCGCGUGAUGGCGCGUACUGUCCAAUUACUUAGGCAUGACGCGUACUGUUCUAUUAAACUGUCCUAUUAAGGCUGAAAUCAGGGCAGUUGAGAACCAAUCAGAUUUGAGGAUUUUGUUAUAGUUAUGAUUAUUAUUAUUAUUAUUAUUACUAUUAUUAUUGCAUGAGCUUGUAUGGCAGGAUUCUCGCUCGCCCGAUCAAAAUCUCCUUCCAGGGGCUUUCCUUUCGAACGCUUGGCAGGCUAAAAUAAUGCUUUCAUUAAUAAUUCUUAAAAUCCCUAACACAUGACUAAGCUUAUGAUUACCUGUGGAAAGAACUGUUUUCCCAAAAGCCAGAGAUGAUUUUCGUUUAUUUUUAUUUUUAUUUCUUUCCAUUUCAAGUAGAUUUUAUGAAAACGCACUUAAAACAUGGAAAGAGCUUUUAGACAAAAUACUAGAUUUAUUAAAGUGCAUGGUCAAUCUGUGCUUCAUCCAUGAGAAAUGCAAAAACAAAUUACAGGUAAUUUAGUUUGAUUUGGCAUUGGCUACUAUUCCCGCUAGUUUGAGUUAUUUGGUCAUAGUCUCGAUGCUUGUUGUUUUUUGGACCACCUUUGCCAUAAACUAGGACCAUGAUUUUUUGUUUCAUUUCGUCCCUUCCACUAUGGAGUUUUGGAAGAGCGAUUCGUGAUUCGGGUUUUAACCCAACCCUCCCUUAAUUCGCGUUAUCUAGGAAAAAACACUGAAAAAACAGUAGCCUGCAGUGCAGGCGUAUUUUUGGUGGGCGAAACCUUGCUCGUGUUCGUGAUAUUGUUGUAGCCGCCAUUUUGAUUUUAUGACAGUGGAAGAUUGGGGAGAGUAGAAAUAGUAACCCUUACGGUAGGUGCGAGGGCGAAAGAAGGAAAGUGGAAGGGGGAGGGGAGGGGCGAAAAAAAAUUUCUCGUCUCUCUGCACGCCCCCUCCCCGCUCCCUUUGACUUGCCCCAUCUACUCCUCUCUUCGGGAAGUUUCAACAUGGCGCUUUCGUGAGCAAAUUGCGCGCUCAAAGAAAACGCCCGGCCUGCAGGCUAAACAAACAAUAGCCUGAAAACUGCGGGAAAUGGUCAUAAAUUAAGUUUAGGUUACACAAAUAAUGUGUGACAAUGGCCUCCAAAAAAUAGAUUUGGUAAGAAUAACGGGAGCAGCCUUCUUGGAUAUUCAUAAGGCACAAGCAUAAUCGUGUACAUAGUUAACCAUUUGGAAAGCGCGUUUUCUCCACUUAUAUAUUCUAAUGCGCUUAACUCCAUAAACCAAUAUAUAUCUUAUUGUAAAAAAAAAAGGUUAAUUAGGGCGGUUCCGGAUUAGUGCCCACUUUUGUUAGAGUCCUUACAGGACAACAAGAAACAGUGAUACUUGAUAAACAAUCAUUUACCUGCGACAAAGAAUAUAAUUUAUUUUUUCAAGUCCCUCAAGUUUUAGCAGUUGGAACGCCACUUUUUCUGUUGAAUAAAACUUCCUAUGUUGAUAUUCUGAUAGGCUCGAUUUCCGCCGUCUCCCGGGUCCGGUCUUUGAGAGUGCGGGCUCAUUUUCCCGAACAGCGGCUGGUAAUCGAGCCUAAUAUUCUGAUGGCACCUAGAUUUGUGCACCUUCUGACAAAAAUGCCUUGGUACAGAAGCUAAGCCCAGAUCUAAAUAAUAAUCACGAAUGGCUAAAAUAUCACCUGUUAAAACAGAAAGCAUGUUUAUUGGUUCAUUCUCUGCUUAGUUGCACACUUUUGAGAAUUGUUCAGCUAAGUAAAGAAGAACAAGAGGUUGAUGACGUAUAGGAAAAUUGCGACAUUAUCUUUACUUUGUCGGACUCCACACUUUCACACCUCUGAGAAGUGUAGUACUAAGUAAAGAAUUACAAGUGGUCCCUGACGGGGAAAAGUGCGACAUAAUCUUUACUUUUUGAGACUAUUCCAACAAACCUUAUCUCCUCUAGAAGGGUAGCACUAAGGAUGAAAAAGGAAAGGAAGAAAAAUACUUGCAAGUUUUACUGAGAUAGAUUUCACAUUUCCCCGAAAGGCUAAUGUGGAUGCUGCUUGUGGAAUAGGGUCUCUUUUAUGUGCAUUCAGUAGAUACUCUUAGUAUUCUAAGUUUUUUCUUAUGCUCUAGCACAAUCAGUAAUAGGCACUUCGACUUUAAUGGAAAUCAUGAUCAGUAGGAUUUAAUCGUAAAUUCUGUUGUUCUUGAAAGCGUUGAGAAGUAAAAUUGUGAGUGUAUAUAUGUAUGUACAGGCUGUAUGUAGCAUUACUGCCGGAACGGUAAUUUAUGCACCACCAUUCAGACACGUUGGUGUUCCCGUUCGGCGACAUCUAUAUCUUGAAUUUAUUUAUGGGCAAUAAAAUGUUGCCGCGUUUUCACAUUUGUACACUUUCACACUUUUGUCGAUUCUUAAAUAUCUUGAAGGUGAAUGUGUGUUAUGUUCAAUAGCUAGUACCUUUAUUGUUCGUUAAUAUAUUCUCAUUUUAGGUUCCGGUUUUCAAAAAGGGGCUCAUCAUUACCUGCUACUUCUGAAACUGAGGCUACUUCUCUUCGGUCUGAAUGAACAAAAAUCCAGCAAUAACGCUGUUUUUUCCCUUGAAAUCCUUGAUUAACUAGAUGUAACGAAUAACACAGCAAUGGAUUGUUUGCAAGAACCGGAAACCAACGUCCAGUCUUGAUUUUUCAAUUAGGUUCCGUUGCGUCCUCAGAACGUUGCUUAUAUUCUAUCUUUCUUCUUGUCAUAUUCGUUCUAAGUGUUUGAUUUACUCUUAGAUAAAGGAGGGGAUCUAACACAGUUCAUGACUAGAGAAAAAACACGUCCAGCUACAGAGCCCAUGUUUAGUGGGGGAAAUAUUCACGACUUCAAAAUCACCAGUGGAUAUGCCACAGUCGAUUACACUGAUUUCAUCAGCUGUCAUGUUUUCAACAGUGAAAACAUUUUGAUUUCCCAGAGCAUUCACGAUGGAGCCUUCUCAGGAAUUUUUGCAAGUUCAAAACUGUACAAUCCAAGACCUGUGCCGGCUUGGGGAAUUAGAAGAAACUACGACGAUUUCCUUACAUUUGUCAAUGAGCAAUGGAAAUCAGGGGAGGAAAGAGGAAUGUCAUGUGGAAUAUAUUCUCUUACCUGUGAUGAGAAGCUAGGCUUUGGAGCAUUCUUCAUGAAAGGGUACGGCUCAGAUCAAUCAAUUGUAAGGAAAAUGACGGAAAUACAGAAAAUAUAUAACAGGGGCUUGAAGAUAACUGCAUGUGCUGCCCAAGGUUCAACAUUUUACAUCAUCAUGACAAAAAACACAAAAGAAUACCACGGAAAAGAGCAGGAGUGGUUUACCCGACAUACAUGGGAUGAGGCAAAAGAUAAGAUAAACGAGGGCUACAGAAACGGAAUGGUCCUCACAGGGAUAUGUUACUCAACUAGGCUGGAGCAGUAUUUUGUUGUCAUCACGAAGACACGACAACGCCAGACCUCCAGGUGGUUUACCAUGAAUAAAGGAAAAGACAUGGAACAAUGGGUAGACCAAAAAUAUGAGUGUGGAUUCCACCCAAGUAUUAUCUUUACGGAUCCAACUAACAAAAUGGUUUUGAUUGUGGUGACUUCGGAUCAAAACAGAUUGAAUUAUGUACUUCGGAGUAACUAUAAUUUAAGGUAG
Porites lobata is the source of this 4665-nucleotide messenger RNA. NCBI's taxonomy places the organism in Eukaryota, Metazoa, Cnidaria, Anthozoa, Scleractinia, Poritidae. The record is from the annotation of a GenBank genome assembly.